UUAAUAGCUUUUUGGUAAACCACUUCUGUGACUGUAUUUUGUCAGUAUUUAUUCUGAGGAGGCUUCGAAUUAGAGCACAGGUCUUGUUUUCUGAGGCUGAGGGUGCUAUACAUACAUGCUAUACAAUAUUGAGAGUGGGAGUGUGUUUUCCAUCUGUGUGCGUAUCCUCUGCCAUGGCAUCGCUAACAUCCUCCAGCCGCAGAUCCUCCUCAUCCUACCGCUCAUCAUCACGGUACAGCACCUCCAGCUCCUAUCGGUCAGAGGGCUCACUGGGUGGAUCAUCCGAUUCUCUGGAUCCCCUUUUCGAGCCAUUUCUUGACUCUACUGAUCACUCCAGUCUGUUUGGAGAAGAAAGCUCCGGGGGAACCAGCUGUUUGACCCCCUUCAGCAGCUACAGCAGAGCCUCCUAUGGACACACUGCUCCUGUAGGAGGCGCUGUGACAGGACGGCAGAGCAGCACAGGUGGAGGAGUGCAAUGUCUGGGAGACAGCUACUUCAUGUCUGCUGAUGUCAGCCAGUUUGAGCCGCAUGACGUGGUAGUGAUGGCCUACAACCACCAUGUUGUCAUUCACGCUCAGAAGGUACUGGAUGAUGGAAGUGUCAGUGACACAUUUACCCACAAGUCCCUGUUUCCAGAGGAUAUGGACCCGUUGUCUGUCAGUGGGACCCUUAACCCUGAUGGUACCCUUGUGGUGAGGGUCCGCCGGACCACAGCGCUGGGUGGGCUGGAGCCCCCGGGUGUCCCGACCUACUGCAGUGAAGCUCACCUUUGAUUUGUGGCCUCAUAGUUUUUUUUUGUUUGUUUGUUUUUUACAGUUCUCAGCUGUUGAAGUGUUAUCAUUUUAAUAAAGUGUUGUAGGUGAGGUAGACUCACUGACCUAUCAAGCUGACACUGGAAUUCAAAUGAAUGAUCUGUACGUAUUAUAUAAUAUAAUAGUAAUAGUUAUUUUUGUCCAUUUGCUCAGUGUAUUGUUCCAUGGUAACAUAUCUCAACAGCUUUUGGCCAGAUUGCCAUUAUAUUUAAUUUAAUAUUUAACAUUAAUUUAAACUAUGGAAUUUAUCUUACUUUUUUAUUUUCAUCUUGUAAAUUCCUGGUGCAAACGAAG
This is a messenger RNA of Epinephelus lanceolatus (giant grouper), 1106 nucleotides long. It is a transcript of the gene hspb12, whose product is annotated as heat shock protein, alpha-crystallin-related, b12. Lineage: Eukaryota; Metazoa; Chordata; Actinopteri; Perciformes; Serranidae. The record is from RefSeq and is a predicted model, not a curated record.